Messenger RNA from Xyrichtys novacula (pearly razorfish), 6339 nucleotides. NCBI's taxonomy places the organism in Eukaryota, Metazoa, Chordata, Actinopteri, Labriformes, Labridae. The record is from the annotation of a GenBank genome assembly.
AUGUCACAAUACUCCACCAUGACGACCAGGGAGAGAAAAAUGCAGGCCGCGGCGAUCUGCAGGGAGUUUCAAGCCCAGGAAGGUAGCCAUAUCAGUUCCUCUUCACUUCCUAACAACCUAGCGCCUGUGAGAUCUCUGUUUCCCUCUCGUCCUCAAGUUGCAUCCUCCAUCUGCUUCUGUUUCUGUCUCUACCUCUUCUCACAUCCUGCUUAUUUCAUCCCUUUGAUUUAACACCAUAACUAAGAGUACACAUUUCAUUCUCAGACAGAUUUGUUCCCACCCUGUUUGACACACAUGUGCAUUAGACCCUGCUGUCUGAGCCCACCAUUUCCCAGGGCAGCAGUUGCCAACCCUCCCUUCUAUGAACCCUACUAUAAAUACUAUAUUGAAUACAUUUAUGGGCCAAAGUAACUAAUCCCUUUGUCGUUAUACUUUGACCAAGCUAUUUUAGGGUUAGGCCAACUGCGUGGCUCAAGAUAGGGAGGGUCUGAAGGCUACUGACAGCUGAGAGAUAUUCUGGCAAAUUAUGUGACUCACACUUGGAUACAGGCCUGUGACAUCUCCAUGAUCAGCAUGCAGUAGCUAGCACGCAGCGCUAACCACAAAACAAGCACCGGGCAUGAGUGGAUUACAAGGGGAGAUAAUUCCUCGUUCAUCAUAUUGGCAGGAGUACCAAGUCAGCAAUCCAUGUAAGAGCUUUUUUGCUGCAGUAGGGCUGUUUUAUGUGUGUGGUUUGAUGAGAUGGAGAAUAGGUAAUCAGAUCAAUUUUCAAAAAUAUAUUGUGUACACAAGCUUUUUAGCAUGACAGCGAAUAGAUGUAUAUAAACUCUUUUAAUUUUGUCUCCUGUGUCCAGAUGUGGAGAUGGAUCUCGGGAAGAAAGUGAGCAUGCCUAAGGACAUCAUGCUGGAUGAGCUAUCCUUCGCCUCGAACCGGGGCUCCAGGCUCUUCAAAAUGCGCCAGAGACGCUCCGAAAAGUACACUUAUGAAAGCAUCCAGAAUAAAAACAACAAGCAGCUCAAUGUAAGCACAAAGUCAGAUGGAUGGUUUCAGGUUUUGGAGCAGCACAAACACUGAACAAAAUGACAGGAUAUCAAUUUCAAAGCCUGAGCUUCUCAAUACGACCAUAUACUCACUUCGAUAAAGGUGUUAUUUGAACAUUGUCACACUACUUGAGUGUGUUUGUCUUUACACAGCCGUGCCCCCUCCACUCCAUCACAUAAAAAAGAAAAUAUGAGCACAAUACCUUACAUCCUGACAGAGUAUAUGUGGAAAAGAUUAAGUGCUUGAAGUGUUUAUUUGACUCGUGCUGCAAACACAGAGUGCUAUAGUCGUCCAGCUGGUCAUAAGUAGCUUUAUUAAUUCCCCUUUUGUAUAUGAACUGGAGCUGUGCCAAGUUAGCGUUUUCUUUUCCCAGCAGCACUUAUCUUAACUUGAUCUGGUCACACAUUCAACAAUUCAUGUACCGAAGCUCUUAGUAAAAUCAAAUCAAGAUAAAAUCACCAAGUGUGUCUUUGUUAUAUCUCAUUAAUUAAGGACACUGGUGAUAUCCUCUUUCCUUUUAGUUGUGGUACCCUUGUGUACUUUUCUUUGCGCUUUUCAAGUCCACAGAUAAAAUAAUUAUUAAGCUCCAGGGGAAUUUUUUUUACCCUCCUCAUCUUUGAAGUGAGAGGGACUCACAUAUCUUUGGUUUGUUUAUUGCUCGAGGCAACGGAGGGAUUUUGUUUCAAGUUGUCAACAUUUCCUGAGGAAGUCCUGGAGUAAGUCAUCAUAAAUAUGUUUCAGAGGGGAUGAAAGCUGGCUGCUCAGGCUGCAGUUUUAUUUCUUCCCGGCUCUCCAAAACAAUGUCUCUCAUGUAAAGGGAAAAGUGUGCACACAAAUGAUUUUUCAGCUUGUUCUAACUGUGGGAAAACACGUAAAAAGGCAAUCAAGGUUAACUGCUUCGACUCAGAGAGGAAAGAGACAGGAAUCUGCCACGCUACUUUAGAUGUGUUUAAUGUGCAUGUAAGUCGCAUUUUCCACUUUAAAUAUAAAAAUAUGGAAAUGUCAGAUUGAGUUAAGAGAGCUAUUUUCCCCAUCUGUCAUUAAAAACAUCUAAGAUGUAAUGAGAUGCUAAAUUGUAAUUAGCUUCACCACAUGGUCAAUGUAAUUGCUGUGACAGGAAAGUGGAUAGAGCAGGAAACUGGGAGAGAAAGAGGGGGAGUAGAUUCUGCAAAUAAUCUCUGUUUACUUAUGUGAUAUAAAAAUGUAGGUGUUGUCCUCCAGGUUCUGAUUUUUCAGUAUGGGAGGUAUCCUUUGUAGUCCAACUAGUACUGACAGAUAGUGUGUCAGGCCUAGGUGCAUAUGGGUAAAACCUGUAUGGAGAGCAAAAGCAGAUGUAACACACACUUAAAGCACCAAUAUCUUCAUGCUAGUGUAGACUACUUGUAAAACAUCAGAAAGUGAUGCGACAAAUGUAGUUUAUUGUCUUCUUAAAAAUCAUAAUCAUGUUGUAACAGCAAAUAUGAAAUCUAUGAAUAAUAAGAAUCUCACAUGAAAAUAGUUUGGUAACACUUUAAUUGAUGCCUAUCUCUAUAACGCAUCAUAAAUAUAUGUAUAAUGUGUUAUAAUCUGGUUAUAGCUCUGUAUAACUAUAGUUAUAAACACUCAUUAAUAAUCAUGCUUUAUAGCAAUAAUCAUAAAACAUAAAAGCAUUUUAUCAUGACUUACGAGUUCAGGCAUUAUAAUAUGUUAUUGCUUGUUGUUAUAAAGCCUUAUGAUAAUUGAGUGUUUAUAACAGUUACACAAGUUUAUAAGCAUAUUAUAACACAUAAAUAUAUGUAUAAUGCAUUAUCUAUGUUGGCAUUGUCAGUGAGUUCUUAAUAGUUAUAACACAUUACAAUACCUGAACUUGUAAGUCAUGAUAAAAUGCUUUAUAAUGUGUUAUGAUUAUUGCUAUAAAGCAUUAUGAUCAUUUAUGAGUGUUUAUAACUAUAGUUAUACAGUGCUAUAACAUGAUUAUAAUGCAUUAUACAUAUAUUUAUAAUGCUUUACUUGACACCUAUCUCCAUAAAGUGUUACCAAUAGUUCUCUUGUUCAGCUUUCAGAGUGAAUUAUCUGUGUGUUAUAACAUGGGUUGACUCCAAAUGAUUGCUGGAAUAGCUGGUGGAUUCAAAUCUGUUUGCUGGAAAAAACAAAUGUGAUACUCUGCCAAUAACGUCCAGCAACUCUCCUCCUCUGCUCUCUAGUGCCCUAAAUGAUCAAAUGCAGGUUAAAGUGCUCAAAAAGUUAAAUAAAUGCCAAAGAAAAUUUGGCAGCUCCUAUGCUGUAGAAAAGAAAAAAUCACUCUCAAGAUGCACCAAACUUUGAAGAACUUUUCUUUUCAGAUCAACUCACCACUGUGAUCUUUCUUUCAGGACACAGAGGUCUGUCAAACCGAAAAUGGAAAUGCCACAGACCACCAGACUGCCGAGAACAACUUGGAAGCUGAACAAGCACCAGAUACAAAAGUUGUGCCAAAUCCAGACAGUAUCGCCCCGGGUAGGUGACACUGGUGAUACAAUGUUCCCGUGUACGGGAACACCAAUACAUUUAGAGGAGCCAAAACCAUUACAGUGGUGAUAUAAUGUAGCCAAAGCUGGAAUAACAGACCGGUUGGCCUCUAUUUAACUCAGUGACCUUACUUAGUCUCCUUUCAGAGUGCCAGUUCCUGUUCUAAAGUUUAGCCUUAAGCAGUGUUUGUUAUCUUGAGUUUUUACUCUUAGAUUUGACAAAGUUUAAGCUUCAUUCUCUUCUCUUUGUUUGAAAGAUUUCUUGUAUCAUAAGACAUGGUUCUGCUCCUGGAGGAGGAGCUCUGUUUUGAUAAGGAUUGAACUGAUUCUCGUUGUUUGUACUCACACAGGCUUUGAUCACGUAGGGAAACGUUUCCCGGGUAUCUGCUCGCCUCAGGCAGAAAACGAUUACAUGUUAUUCCUCAACCUUCCCUCUCUUUCUUUCUAUCUUUUUUCCCCACUCCUUUGUUUUUGUCUCCUCCUCCUCCUCCUCCACAUACUCUCUAUAUCCUCUUAUUCUGUACCUGUUUUCUUUGCUCUUUGUCCUUACAAUCUGCUCUGACCAUCUUCUCUAAAAAAUUGUUGAGUUUACCCACAGGGAAGUAUUUCCUGUUUGCCUCUCGUGCCACUGAUACCAUCAGCUUUGCUCUCACAUCCUCCCCUCGUGUCUCAAUCCUGCCUGGUUGACACAAAACCAGUUCUGAUUUAGGGAUGAGUAUAUGUCUGGUCUGUACAGGGUUGGGGGAUUAUUUUUGGACCCCAGGACCAGACACCACCAUACAGUGUCUGAAUGAAGUCACUCCAGCUGUAAGGGGAAUCAGGCCAAAGUGCGUUAGGUAUCGAAUGGUAAGAAGUCCUAAAAUAGCACACAUGUCCACCCCUGGGUGCAUGUCAGAUAUCUCCUGCAAAUUAUUUUUACCAGGCUUCAUUGAAACUUUUCACUUGUCUAAGAACUUUAAUGGUCAUAAUUUUCAGAUUAUAUGCUGAGGUAUGAAAAGCUUUUGGCAAAAGUUGGUGUGGUGUUAUGUAAGUCUGAUAACUGUCAAACUUUCUCAUGCUGUUUUUAAAUCAAAGCCUGGGAAAUAUCAAAUUCAUCUUUUAUUAUCAGAUCAUAUCUUUCAGUGAGGCCACAAUUUAAUGCUUUAGAAGUCUAGAAAACCCCUAAAUGUGCAAAAAUCCUCCUCUUCGGCUCGGAUGCUUUUAGGAUCCUUCUUUCAUUUCCACACAGAGCUGGGUGUGUGACAGUCCUCUCCCACAAGAAUAUCGACUCAGCCAAAUGUCCAGCCACACUAACAAUAUUUCACCAGCCUCAGAAAAUCUUUUACUCAAUGUUUUGUAAUAGAUUCCCCAACAAAAAAAUAUCUGUAAACUUCCCCCUGCAGGUCUGUUUGGUCUCUCCUGCUUCCUCCUCAAAGCAAAACAUAAACUCAGGAAGGGGGAUUGUUCAUUGUGAGAGGUUAGGACGUGACACGACGCCCUGUGUUAUGUAAUGCUCGGGCCUGCAAGCCCCCCCUGAGUGAGGCGCUCAGUUUGAAGAAUAGUGCUUUGGAAAGGCCUCUCCAGUUAACACACGUGGAGUACGCAAGGAGAUGUACAAUCAGGUGUGCACAUGCACUUUCUCAGAAACACGGGGAGCUGUCCUUUAAUUUUCUUAGCUGUGAACAUUAUUCAGGGAUAAAGGGCUGAGGGGUAGGAAGUGGGAGGUCAUGCAAAUUUGACUACCCAGACGGCUGUGAAUGAGACACACAGCAUCCAAAUACCAAAAUAUUAUAAAUAUAUCUGUUUCUUCAUCAGUUUGGGUAACAUUUAAUUGUCUCACAUGUUUGAUAUUUUUUCUACUUCCUUCUUCAUUUAUUUCCCCUCUCUUUCUCUUCACACAAACACACGUCACUAUUUGUGAAUCGGUGUUUUGUGCAGAAGAAGAAAUUAAUAGACACAUAAAACUUGCAGUUUCUGCCACAUUUUUUAACUGGAUGUCACAUAAACCCUAAAUACAGAAAGCAUUAAAACUUUUCCCCUCAGGACUCAAAGAUACUCAGGACCGGCUGACUGGUAACUUCCAAGAAAUCUAGAUCAGUUCCCAGUACUUCCUGUUUGUUUGUAAAAUCUGACUCACCAGCUUCACGUCAUUACCAGUUAGAUUUGCAGAAAUACUAAACUUUGACUCCAGGAAUGUUUCGGGUAAAAAAAAAUAAAUAAUCCAAAGAUAGAUUUAUGUUGACACAGAAAAGCCUCAUUUCCAAUCAAUGUCUGUGUUGUAAACCAUCUCAGGGUAUGGAGGACCUUUGAAAGACAUCCCUCCAGAGAAGUUCAACAGCACAGCUGUGCCAAAGUCCUACCAUUCGCCCUGGGAGCAAGCCAUCAUCAACACCCCCAGCCUGGCUGACACUCUCAUCACCUGCAUGCCUGCACCUGAGCCCAAAACAGACCUGCCAGGGUUCAAAAGCUUCAACAGGUACCAGUAUUCAUAAGAAUAUCAAAGUUUUAUUCUUUUACUGCCAUUAUCUGCUAAUCCAACAAUUGACAUCUUCUCUCAUGAAAACAAAGAAAUAAACAUGAAACUCCUUUCACUGUGUCAACAACAGAGUAGCAACUCCAUUUGGUGGCUUCGGCAAAGCCCCCAAACUCCCACCCAUCAAGUCCCCCAAGGUGGAACCCCUCCCUGACUUCCCAGAGCUCCAGGCGGACACAACAACCAGUCGACCUUCCUUCAACAGAUCGGCUCUGGGGUGGGUGUCAGCGGGUGAUCCUAUCUCCGUCUCAACAGUUUCUCUUGAGCCUGUGCUCAUCCCUGAGUCAGAAGACCUUUGA